Messenger RNA from Mus caroli (Ryukyu mouse), 1093 nucleotides. RefSeq names its product olfactory receptor 11G2. Gene Ontology annotation, biological process: G protein-coupled receptor signaling pathway. Gene Ontology annotation, molecular function: olfactory receptor activity; G protein-coupled receptor activity. Gene Ontology annotation, cellular component: membrane. Lineage: Eukaryota; Metazoa; Chordata; Mammalia; Rodentia; Muridae. The record is from RefSeq and is a predicted model, not a curated record.
ACUUCGGCUGGUUUUAUCUAUUUGAUAAUUUCUGGUACUGUCACAGGGUACAGACAGAUGAAAAUAUUCAGCAGCCCCAGCAAUUCCAGCACCAUCACUGGCUUCAUCCUCUUGGGCUUCCCCUGCCCCAGGGAGGGGCAAAUCCUCCUCUUUGUGCUCUUCUCCAUUGUCUACUUCCUUACCCUCAUGGGCAAUGCUUCCAUCAUCUGUGCUGUGUACUGUGAUCAGAAACUUCACAUCCCCAUGUACCUCCUGCUGGCCAACUUUUCCUUCCUGGAGAUCUGGUAUGUCACCUCCACAGUCCCCAACAUGUUGGCCAACUUCCUCUCUGACACCAAGGUCAUCUCUUUCUCUGGAUGCUUCCUGCAGUUCUAUUUCUUCUUCUCCUUGGGUUCUACAGAGUGCUUUUUCCUGGCAGUCAUGGCAUUUGAUCGAUACCUUGCUAUCUGCAGGCCUCUACAUUACCCUGCUCUCAUGACUGGGCGCCUCUGCAACAUCCUUGUGAUCAGUUGCUGGACACUUGGUUUCCUCUGGUUCCCUGUUCCCAUCAUCAUCAUCUCCCAGGUGUCCUUCUGUGGGUCUAGAAUUAUAGACCACUUCCUGUGUGACCCAGGUCCUCUGCUAGCACUGACUUGCAAAAAAUCUCCCCUAAUAGAGCUGGUCUUCUCUAUUUUAAGUCCUCUGCCUCUCAUUAUUCCUUUUGUCUUCAUCAUGGGAUCUUAUACUCUGGUCCUAGCAGCUGUAUUGAAGGUCCCUUCAGCCUCUGGAAAAAGAAAGGCUUUCUCAACCUGUGGGUCUCAUCUGGCAGUGGUUGCAUUAUUUUAUGGCUCAGUACUGGUCAUGUAUGGGAGCCCAACAUCUGAGCAUGAAGCUGGGAUGCAGAAAAUUGUGACUCUGUUUUACUCUGUCUUGACCCCACUCCUCAAUCCUGUGAUAUACAGUCUUAGGAACAAACAUAUGAAGAUAGCCCUGAAGGAAAUUCUGAGGAAAACUAAAAUUUGGUCAACAAAAAAGGCCUUGCGCAAUUAAAUUUAUAUUGAAUUUAUUUUGAGAUUUCCACUGGUUUUAUUUAAAUAACUGGCCAAAAUCAGAA